CAGGGAUGGAGACAGACCUCCAGAAUUAUAAAGCAUUUGGCAAAGACCUUAUAACUUUGCUGUCAUUAAGUUUACAAACCUGGGAAUAAGAGCACUAUACCAGACGCACUGAGACAUUUUAAAUGAUUCCAAACAUGUUACACUAGUUACAUUAUUUGUAUACAUCAGAUAUAGACUUUUGUUACAUACAGAUCUUAGGUGAUUCUGAGCUGAAUGGGGGAGAGAGGAGAGAAUGGGACAGAUGUGGGAGGGCGACAAUGAGGUGUGAAUUUGCAGUCUCCGCUCAGUGGGGUGUGGUGCCUCAGGAAGAGAUGCUAAUUGUGAGAAAGUUAGUUUGGUGAUUUUCUCAAAGAUCAUACAUUUGCUCUUUGCCUUUGAAUGCAAACACAUUGGCACCCUGCCUUACACAUUUGACAAAACACCUUGCCAUUCUCACCAACAUGCGAUUGAUGCUUCGUACAACUCUAUGUAAGGUUGUGUUAUUUAUAAGAAAGGGGCAGGGUUUAAGCAUACUAAAUGAUUGGAGAAGUCCUGCAUAUGUCACCAGUCAUUUCACAAGAAGAUCGUGUUAUGACAUUUUGAUGAAAGUUUACGAGGUAAAAAAUAACUAAAAACAUAUGCAUGGAUGAAUCACAGUUCACAAUAAAAUCAAUAACAUGCAUUUAGAAAAUGGAUAGGGUAAAUUUUCUUUUCAUGCCGAUUUUAAUAUGAUAAUCUCAUGACGCCAGUUUGAACACAGUACAGGGAUCUGGCCUGAUAUAGACCUUAUUCAUGCUAGCACCAUCUUUGAAUUUGAAUUGGAAUGACAACAAGGCUGUGAGGGAUAGACCUACCAUCUCGUCAAUGGUACAACCGUAUAAAGCUCCUUGAUCACAUCUGAUUUUCUACAACUCAUGUUGUCUAGAGUUCUUUGUAUACUGAAUGUUCUUGGACAGAUAUUUUACCAAUGUUUUGUCUACGGAACGAUCCAAAAACACUUUAAACUGCGGUACAGCCAAUUGAAGAGAUGGUAAGUCUAUCCCUCACAGCGUCAUUGUCAUUCACAUUAAAAAUGAAAGAUAGCGCUAACGUGAAUAAGGUCUAUGACCAAGGCGACUGAAUGAUUGCUAAAGGGUGUGGGAUGUUGUCAUAGGGGAUAAUAUAAAAAGUGUUUGAAGUGACAGGUCAUAGAGCAAAUACCUUUCUGUUUGAUGAUGUCUUUGAAAUGCCCCCUUUUGAAUGUGCACCUGACAUAACAUCAUUUGUUAAGAGUUUUAUUGUACUGUAAAGUAGAGGUCGACCGAUAUAUCGGUUUUCUGAUAACAGAUUUCUGGAACUAUCGUUAUUGGCAAAAGUCCACACUGUUAGUUUUUCUCCAUUGUGUCCGGUGCUGGUGCGGCUGGGAAGGGUCUGAUGUCGUUAUACAGUAUGAAAGCAGCCUCCAGAGGCGAAAUAAAAACUAUCACUUCACUGAUGGUGUUUGUUUUGACACGUGAGACUACUCUCUGCAUGGAGCGGAACACUUCAGAUGUGGAAUUAAAACCUCAACAACGAAAAGCUGCAUUACAGGCAUUGAAGCGUAAGAAGCGCUACGAGAAGCAGUUAGCUCAGAUUGACGGCACACUUUCUACCAUCGAGUUCCAGAGGGAGGCGCUAGAGAAUGCCCACACCAAUACAGAGGUUAUCAAGAAUAUGGGCUUUGCUGCCAAGGCCAUGAAGGCUGCCCAUGACAACAUGGACAUCGACAAAGUGGACGAACUCAUGCAGGACAUCACAGAACAGCAGGAGCUGGCACAAGAAAUUUCAGAUGCGAUUUCAAAACCUGGCGGGUUUGGGGAGGAAUUUGAGGAGGAUGAACUGCUAGCUGAACUAGAGGAAUUGGAGCAGGAAGAGUUGGAUAAGAACCUUCUGGAGAUCGGAGGUACAGAGAAUGUACAGUUGCCUAAUGUGCCCGCUACAUCUUUACCUUCCAGACCAGCAAAAAAGAAAGAAGAAGAGGAUGAGGAUGACAUGAAAGAUCUGGAGAAAUGGGCUGCCAAUUAAUGCCUGCUCUGCUCCACCAAAACCCAUGCACACUAUACAAGGCAUAAACCUCAUUCGGAUACCUGUUACUAAAGAAACUGGAUGGACAAUUACAGUGUGUCAAAGUAUGAAGUCUUUGUAUCUAAAAUAGGUAAAUGUAUACAUAUACAAGAGGGAAAAAGAAAAGCAUAAAUGCAACCGCUCCGAAACAAAAUAUCUCUGCCAGGCUUUCAGUCAACGCACUCAACACACUCAUCCGAGCAAGACCAAGAUUUUGCUUUAUUUCUCCCAUGGCCUCAUAUUGGGACUCUUGUAAGAAAACAACUUGUUGUAAAGUUCAGUGUUUUUGUAUAAAGUCCUACAUAACCUGUAUUAGUACUCAUAUAUUUUCUUAAACUUCCAUGACAAGGUAUCCACCACUUGCCUCUUGGUCCGUGAAACCAAUAGACAUGGAAAACCUUUGCAUGCAGGGAAUGUGUCUGUUACAAAUCGGUCGUGUUUUUGGAGAGAACAUGGGUUCAGUUGUUUUCAAGAUUUUAAACAAAACCCAUUGUUUGUAUGCACUUUGAUACAUUCAACUUCUUUUAAAACCGCACGUUUCGUCCUGCUUAUGAUCUGUGUGCAUUAAGCAUUUCAUAGUGCAAGAGUGCAGGUUCCUCCCAUGUAUACUAAUCAUAAAAAAACUUUAAGAAAGCUCCUUUAGGGACUUUUUAAUCUGCACAGUCCUCAUGAGUACACUGUUUGGUCCCUGUUUGGCUUUUCAAUGCAGUGUGAUACACAACAAUAUCACAAUCCUCCUGUUAAACAUUGUUCAAGUCUGUGUGGUGUUGAAACUGGGUUUGUAAUGUAAAUAGGUACCAUAACUCCAGAAAUGUUUACUGUAUUUUAGAUAUUUAUGGAAAUACUGUGACUACAAGAAUGAGCAUUCAUCUCCAAGAUUUCUUUACACUAGAAAUGGGUGUUGUAUUAAGGAAAAACUAUGACGAGGCUUGUUGUAGAACUCACAUCAUGCUAUUGUUGCGUGCUGUAAAUGAGUUUGAAUGGAUUUGUAAUGGAUAGACAGUGCAGAAUAAUAUCAAAUCAUGCUUGUAUUUUACAGAGUACACUAUUAUAACGUGAUGGUACAAUGGUUUUAUUCAUUUUCCUCUCCGAAGGGUCUGUAAAAUAAUUUUGAGGAUUGAAUAUUCAAAGGGUAAAGCGAUUAACAUGUAACUACGUUAUUUAUCAGGCUCAGAAUAUUUAAUUGUUUAUUGUUUGUUUGUGAAAAGGGCUGUCUUUUUGGCACUCUUGAUUUAUGUUGUCUAUCUCUGCCUUUCAACUCAUCCUUUCAACCUGACACUUGCAUUAAAAUUUUGCAAUUUUAUCAAUUUGUGGGAUUUUUUUUUUCUUCAUAUUUGGUAUUAAUGUAAGCAAUUCAAAGCAUCUUCAGAUUAAGUUAAAUACACUAAAAGAGUCCUUGUAUAUUAUGAAAGAGUGUUUUUGAUUCUUUUGUAAAGAGUUUUGUUGGAAUGAUCUGACCAGUAAGGAAGCAGGAUAGAAUAUGACUUUCCAUUUUAAAAUAUCCUCUGUUUUCACUUCGGGGGCAUAAAUGGGGGCUUCCAGCAAAUACAUUACUGGUCCAUUACAUGCAUAUGGUCAAUAAUUUGUCAGAGUGCUCAAUAAUAAUUUGUGAUGCUUUUCUGUUGAAGCAACAUGCCAUCUGUUGAAAGGAAAAGGAUUUUAUACAGGGUGUAAAAGUCAAAGUUUAAAUACCUUUUGUAAGUUUUCAUUUCUGGAGUGGUGGUGGUGUAGUGGUCUAAGCACAUAACUGGUAAUCUGGUAAUCAGAAGGACACUGGUUCAAGCCCCACAGCCACCACCAUUGUGUCCUUGGGCAAGGCACUUAACUCCAGGUUGCUCCAGGGUGAUUGUCCCUGUAAUAAGUGCACUGUAAGUCGCUUUGGAUAAAAGCGUCUGCCAAAUGCAUAAAUGUAAAUGUAAUUUAUUAUUUUUAUAUCACCAUCAUUACUAUGUCAUUAUUGUUAUUAAAAUAUUUUGACUGAUUUUACAGAGGACCUGUUACAUGAUGAGAUUUUAGCACACGUAUAUAAAAGGUUGAAGGGAUGGUUCACACAGAAAUGGAAAAUUCUCAUAAUUUACUCUCCCUCAUGAU
This is a messenger RNA of Xyrauchen texanus (razorback sucker), 4152 nucleotides long. Its product is annotated as charged multivesicular body protein 4b-like. Lineage: Eukaryota; Metazoa; Chordata; Actinopteri; Cypriniformes; Catostomidae. Gene Ontology annotation, cellular component: multivesicular body; cytoplasmic side of plasma membrane; ESCRT III complex. Bases 1393 to 2022 code for a protein of 209 amino acids. The transcript is spliced from 5 exons. Gene Ontology annotation, biological process: vesicle budding from membrane; late endosome to vacuole transport via multivesicular body sorting pathway. The record is from RefSeq and is a predicted model, not a curated record.